Molecule: messenger RNA, 231 nt
Organism: Macrosiphum euphorbiae (potato aphid)
Lineage: Eukaryota; Metazoa; Arthropoda; Insecta; Hemiptera; Aphididae
Source: the annotation of a GenBank genome assembly
AUGUGCAGGUGUGAGACCGAGGACGAGUCGGUGGACCAUGUGCUCUACAGAUGCCCUUUGCUCUCUGCUGAGAGAGAUAGGGUCAUCAGGCAAAUUGGCGAGGACGUCUGGCCGUGUGAGACCAAGGUGUUUAUGGACACGAGGUCGAACUACUGUGCCCUACGUCGCUUUGCUAGGGAGGCCAUCGAGGCCAAAAGAUCUUCGGACAGGUUAGGCUUAGUUCCUGGUUAG